Messenger RNA from Podarcis lilfordi (Lilford's wall lizard), 42968 nucleotides. Lineage: Eukaryota; Metazoa; Chordata; Lepidosauria; Squamata; Lacertidae. The record is from the annotation of a GenBank genome assembly.
AUGUAUGUUGUAAAUAUUAUGAAUACGACUCAGCUGGUGGGGAGCUGAGAAAGCAGUAACUGCCUUCAUAGGCUUAAAUAUACACAUGUAUGCUCUCACCUGAAUUUCCUUGGCUCUUCUUUCCUCUCUUCCUAACUAGAUCUGUGGCGGCAGCGAUGGAAAGCUCCAGACGGCAGCUUGCUUGGGAACUGCUGGGAGGGAGCUGAAUAGUGGAGCAGGUUACCAGACUUUUUCUGUCUCCUGUUGUUUCUUCCUUCCCCUCAGGACAAGGUAAAUAGUGUUCUAAUGUUGAGCACUGACCCAAACUGUCUGCUGCUUAGGAAGAGCAGGGCUGCCAGCUGAAUGAAGAACUGUACUGUACAUACCAGAGGCCUGUCAACUGCUUGCCCUCACAGCAAAAUGUUUAUCCCUAAAUGCAAGUGUCAUUUGCUGCACAGAUUGCAAGGAGUUCAGGGGGCUGAGGAUGUUUAUAUGCCAAAAACAUCAAAGAUAGACAGUCUGAAUGAUUUUCGCCCUGUGGCGCUGACGCCCAUUAUAAUGAAAUGUUUCGAAAAACUGGUGAGGAAGCGCAUCUUAUCUUGUCUGCCAGUGGGACUUGACCCUUACCAGUUUGCGUACAAGGCAAAGAGAUCCACAGAGGAUGCUGUGGCAAUGGCUUUACAUGCUGUCCUGACUCAUUUGGAGAAGCAAGGGAACUAUGCGAGAUUGUUAUUUGUAGACUUUAGUUCUGCAUUUAAUACUAUUCUUCCGCAUAGAUUGGUGCCCAAAUUAUUAGACCUGGGACUUCCACCAUGUUUGUGCAGGUGGAUAUUAGACUUUCUAUCAAACCGUUCCCAAAGGGUCAGGUUGGGUUCCCACGUCUCUGCAGAUCUCAUCACGAAUACGGGGACACCGCAGGGGUGCGUGUUGAGCCCGCUUUUAUACACGCUCUAUACAGCUGACUGUGCCCCCAAAUACCCCAGUAAUAAGAUCAUUAAGUUCGCAGAUGAUACAACCGUGGUUGGUUUAAUUACGGCUGGAGAGGGGGAGACGGCCUAUAGGAAGGAAGUUGAGCAGUUGGGGAGUGGUGCAGGAAAAACAACUUACUGCUUAACUUAAAGAAAACAAAAGAGAUCAUUGUGGACUUUAGGAAAUGUAAUUUGAAUAUUCAGCCACUUAUUAUUGUGGGAAGUGCGUGGAACAGGUCUCAGUGUUUCGAUUUCUGGGAAUGGAGUUGAGAGACGACCUAACCUGGGGAGAGAACAGCAAAGACCUGGUGAAGAGAGCACAGCAGAGGUUAUAUUUUCUGAGAAUCCUCCGGAAAAACAAUCUCUCAAAGGACCUGUUGAUGGCAUUCUACCAUUGCACUGUGGAGAACGUACUAACUUAUGGUCUGUGCAUGUGGUUUGGGAGCUGCAUGGCCAGGGAAAAAACAAUGCUAUCCAGGGUUGUAAAGACUGCAGAGAGAAUUAUUGGGUGCACUCUUCCCACCUUAGAUCAAAUCUAUGCUGCCAGGUGCCAUAAGAAAGCGGCAGAGAUAGCACGUGAUGGUACGCACCCUGGAAAUGAUCUCUUUCAGCUUCUGCCUUCUGGAAGAAGGUAUAGGGUUAUAAAGGCCAGGACUAGCCGCCUGAAAAACAGUUUCUACGCUAAUGCAAUUCUGGUUCUAAACGCAGCAUAAGGGGUCUCUGUAGUAUGGUGUAUUUUAAAAUGGGGUUUUAGAGUUUUUAGGGGGUUUUGAAUGUUUUAUGUAGUUUUUAUGUAGUUUUAUGUAGUUUUAUGUAGUUUUUAUGUAGUUUUAUGUAGUUUUUAUGUAGUUUUUAUGUAGUUUCGUGGUAGUUUUAUGUAGUUUUAUGUAGUUUUUCAAUUUCAUUGUUCCGCAAGGGACAAUGACAAUAAAGAUAUCGUAUAUCGUAUCGUAUAUCGUAUAUUUAUGUUGAUAAACAGGGAAUGGGAAGUGAGGUUAAGUCACUUCCCUGUUUGUUGCCUGUGUCCAGUGCUUUUCUUUGGCUAUAUAUAUGAGGGGCCGCUACACAUCUCUUUAUAAAAGUGCUGCGUAUCUGAGCACACAAUGAUUGCAAAAAAAAGAAGUGACUGACUCCGUAUAGGUGAGCACUGUCACAAAAACCUCUCUACCUGUGUCUAAAGAACGCAAAAGCGAUUCCGAGUCUAGUGUGGAUCAUCUUACUUUAUGCAAUUGUGUGAAUGCAUAUUUAUUUUCUUGAUCUGUUCUUGUCUCACACUGUCUCCAAAUUAUUCAUGUUCAACCAAGCUUUGUAAUGGUUCUGCUGGGAUGAAGAGCAAGAUUCUAAGCAAGUUGGCUCAAAGAUUCAAAGAUAACUACUACUGGCAAUGUGCUUAGAAUUGCAGCCCGAGAAUCUUUCAAUGAAAACUGAAGCAUUUCCAAAGUUCUGCUUUGUGUUUCUGUGCUAAGUCAAUAGCUGGCACAAUAUUUAUGUGCGUGUUUAUAUUUAUACCCUGCUUUUAAGCCAAAAUUGACUCCCAAAGUGGCUUCCAAUUAAGUACAAUAUAAUUAAUGACAUGUUGAUAUGGAAGGUGCGCUUCUUCCAGCUCCUGGCAUUUGAUGUCAUAAUCCCGUCUAAAAGCAGCCCCUCUAAUCCACUACUAUGGUCUUCUGACACUUAGAUAUACAGUUUGUAUAACUUUGUCAUUACAUUAUGUUAUUUUGUCUAAAUAGAAAAAGAAGUUGGGAUCACAUUCUUUGUGUUGGAUUUGUACUGGUGAGUCCUGGGUUCAAAUCCUUAGUCUUCCCUGAACCUCACUUGCUCACUAUAGCCAUUAUCUCUAAGCCUGCUCUAUCUCCCAAGGUUAUUGUGAGGAUAAAAUAGGAGGGAGAAGAGUAUAUAUCACAUUGAGCUCCUUAUAGAUAGACUAGGAUGAUAAUGUAAGUAGUCUUGUCUAUCUUUAUGUGCAGAUAGUACAAAGGGAUCUGCAUUCAUAUUGGGGAAAACUUCUUUUUGUCUGACACCCUCCAAUGAAUUCAGAUUUCAAACAUCAGUGUUGGCCAGUGAGUACCACUGUGUUGAUCCACUAUUAGAUUACCCACCUUUUGUGAUGUACACCUGGCAUUGCAACAUGCAUGUGUGCAUAUUUGUGUGUGUCCACUUCAGGUCUAGACCGACCUGCUUGAAACAUAACAAACUGUGCUUUAUUGUUACAAGCACAAUCUGCAGUGAUGUUUGACCUCUAUCCUCCUUUGUCAUCUCCCCUCACACAAGAGGGGAGGAGCUUAAAACCUGAGAAUCUGAUUUGUAAUAAACUGGUUUGCUGUUUCAUUCAACUGCACCAAACUAUAGUUUGCUAUCAGAUUUGUGUCUGAAACCUAUAAGGCAAGAAUGGGGAACCUAUGGCCUCCAGAUUUGCCAGACUACAAUUCCUAUCGUCCCUGACCAUUGGCCUUGUUGGCUGGGGCUGAAAGGAACUGGAAUCCAACAUCAGCUGAAGAGUCAAAAACUCCCCACACCUGUUAUAGAGUAUGGUAAAUAAUUGCAUAUUCCAAAUGGGUUUCAUAUCAUAGGAUACUGUAGAUUGUAAUACAGUACUUUCAAAAGCACACUUGAAUACUGCCACACACAACCUGAUUUCUGAAUGAGAGACAGUAUUUUUUUCAGGCAUAAUUCCAUUUCUAAGAUCAUGGUCAGACUGUAAUAUAAUACAGUAAUAGCAUACUUAAGCAAAUAAUUCUUUCUCAUUUCCAGGUUUAUAUUUAUCCAACAACAAUGAAGGUUCUUCUGGUUUUUGAUUUUGACCAUACAGUUGUAGAUGAAAACAGUGAUACUUGGAUUGUGAAAUGUGCACCAGCUUCCAAGCUUCCUGAUGAAAUUAAAAAUUCCUAUCGAAAAGGAUACUGGACAGAAUAUAUGGGCAGAGUCUUCCGAUACCUGGGGGACCUUGGCAUAAGAGAAGAUGAGAUGAAAAGAGCUAUGACAGCAAUCCCUUUUACUACAGGAAUGAAAGAGCUGAUAGAUUUUAUUGGCAAGCACAAAGACUUUUUUGACUGCAUAAUUAUAUCGGAUUCCAAUGCAAUAUUUAUUGAUUGGAUUUUAAAAGCUGCUGAUGUAUCUCAAGUAUUUGAUGAAGUGUUUACAAAUCCUGCAAGUUUCAAUGACUGUGGCUCUCUCACUGUCCAGAAUUGUCACGCUCAUGAUUGUGCAAAGUGUCCUAUUAACCUCUGCAAGAGAAAAGUCUUGGAAGAAUUCUUAGAACGUUUAAAGCCCAAGGUGAAAUACUCACAAAUUAUAUAUAUAGGCGACGGUGGGAAUGACCUGUGCCCAGUAAUGUGUUUGAAAAAAAGCGAUGUUGUUAUGCCAAGACAAGGGUAUAUGUUGGAGAGCUUGAUUUCUCAGUUGUCUCAGAAUCUUGUUCCCGUAGAGGCAUCGGUUGUCGUCUGGUCAUCUGGAUUUGAGAUCCUGGCCUACUUAGAAGUACUUACAAAAGGAUAGAACUAAUUAAUACUGGCAAAUGGGUGGUGCUCUCUGAAUCUUCUCACAGCAGAAUCGUUUCUUUAUGAAUGUUAGGGGGGGAAAUAACACUUUGUUUAUGCUACUUUGAUUCAUUGUCUUCCCUUGUGCAAACUCGGUGGGGUGAGGUUCCUGAGAAAGGAGGGAAAUUCAUCAAAAGAAGGUGCCGAAGGUUGCAGUUCUAUAGACACUUACCAGCAAGUCCCGUUGAACUCUAGAGAGCUUACUUCUGAGUAGACAUGUAUAGGAUUGCACUGGAAGUCAUUGUUAAAUGUAGUUGCCAUGUAAUAGCUAUGUUACAUGAGAUAAGCUGUCGGUAGGGUAUGUUUUAUGAGAUAUAGAAACUGUUUCCCUCUAAUUAUCUGAUGGAGAGGAGAAAUGCAGCAAGAGCUAUAGCUAACGUUGCACUGUUGUGCCUCGGUGCCACGUUCAGCAACAGCUGUCCAUUUAAGAUGAUAUGAUAGGUAUCCCUAUGAGCUAACUUUUAAAAGGUUGUUAAUAUCAUGUGGGAUGUGGCUUUGACUUCUGGUCUUGUGAACAUCCCUCACCCGGAGCCCCUUGCAACCAUUAUAAUUCAGCUGCUAUUUGCAAGAAACGUAGAGCUUCCACACUGUAUGUGAGUAACAAACCAUUUCUGUAUAACCUUCUGAAGCUCUUUCUUAAGGGAGAGUUGCUUCCCUUAGCCACAAAAUCAGCCUAGAAACGGGGGCUAAUUUUGUCGCGCACACAUCUCAUCCCCACGCAUCUCAUCCCAACAUGGCUCUUUUACAUUAUUUAGCAAACAGCCAGCAUAAUUCAGUAUCAACCACUAAUCAAAAAGUGAAAGCUGAUACCAUGUGUAGGCAGCAUUAACAAGGAAUAAAUGUGAGCAACACUUGAAGGUUCUGCAUUGUCUGACUUCACGUGCCCAUGCAGUGUCUGCUCUAAUUGCAUAUGCCCUGUGAAGAAAUUAAAAGAGAUGAUGGAAUGAUAUCUGUACUCCUCGUAACAGGCAAAAAGGUGCUUUGUAUUAAUGCAGCCUUCCAUGUUUGCUUGGAAGUAAUUCUCGCUAAUUUCAAUAGGAUUUACUUCCGUGUAUGUGUGCAUAGGAUUGCAGCCUUAAAACCGAAGUCAGUUUUGCUAAAACGAGUGUCCUGUGUAUGAUAAUGUUGGAAAGGAGAAUGUAUCAAUCUGAUUUUGAUGCAUCUUAAUGAAAGUUCCUGUGACUGAGACACCAUGGUUUGUACCUCUUUGUAAUACCUCUGAGGAUAUUACCCAGGAGUUUGUGGUCCAUCUUCCUAUGACAUUUUAUUAGCAUUAGAAUGGUGUGUCUGAAAUGAAAGGUUUGAAAAGUGGCAUAUAUUGAUAAACAGUAUUGUGUUGACCCUUUUACCCUAUCGUGAAAGGUGAUUGUGUUAAAAUGUUUUGCUUAAUAUGUGGAAAAAAUAUUUAGAUAAAUUGGUUUUCCUUCCAGUUUUUGAAAGCAUACACGAAGAGUAAAGAGCAUAACUUGGUAGGCUUCCAGAUUCUAGUAAUUUUGGUGGCAAACAUCCCUUUGAUGAGUUUACUUAGCAGUCUGCUAAAAUUCAAAUACUGAGGUACAGUGAUCAGUGGAUUUCCUUGAAGAUCCAUUUCUUGCCCAGUUGUUAUUUUGUCUGUAUACAAUGUGCCUGCUGCAAUUUUUGGAGUAUGUAUAUUCUUUAAAAAUAAGAAAGAUAUAAAUUUAAUUUAUCCUGUUUGUAGUUUUGUAUUUAAGGAUUCAUGCUUAUAUAAAGAAUACUUAAUUAAAUAUUUUAUUAAGUAACUACAUUACAGUUUGAGGUCUUUUCUUUAAUGUAAAAUCUUCCUGCAGUGGAAAUAAACAGAAGCAACCUACAUUUGUAUAAACAGAUCUGGUAUUACAGAGAUAGUCAAGAGAUUUUUGCACUCUUGACAGUGAAAGAACAAAAAUACAAUGGCAGUAAUCCCAUUGAAUCAGCUGUAAUACAAGUAACCUGUAACUGGUCUCAGUCAGCACCCCGAAACCCUUCUAAAAUAACAUUUCCACCUACUAAAAACUAUGAAAAUGUCAAGUUUUGCAGGGAAGGCGUUCCAAAGUUGUGCAGCCACAGAAAACGACUUGCUGCGAGUCAUUGCCAAGCUGCUGCUAAGUUCUGGAAACAUUAAACUAUCCUUGCAUGCUCCCUUUCCUUUUCAGAAAAAAAAAUUGCUCUACUGUAGCACGCUACUUUCAGUGUAAACUCCUUACACAAGAAGGUCGUAGGAGAAGUGAACGUUUAGGUUCAGGAUGUUAUAGGAAUUCUAAGGUCUCAAAUAUAGAAUAAAUGUUGAUAAUUGCACAAGGUAAACAUACAUACAUACAUACCGUAAGUAUAUAAGCCACAUGUCUAAAAUAGUACUGGAGAGCAAUCCAAAAGCCAUCUUGGCUUUCCUAAAGACUCUAAAUAUUUCCUCUGCCUCCUUAAUCCCCCUUGCCUGAGAACAGGUAGGCAGAUAGCAAUCUGGGGAAGUUCCUGAAGGGAUUCCUCUCCUCUAUAUCUAUGAACCUCCUUUGUAUUAAUUGUCAUUGUUUGCCCAGAUGCUCUGCAUUGAGCGAUGUCUGACAGGCAUCCUGAUUGGACGGUUAAGUCCCUCAAAGGCAGCUAUGGGGCUGCAGCGCUCAUCUCACUUUCAGGCCGAGGGAGCUGGAGCGUUUGUCCACAGACAGCUUUCCGGGUCAUGUGGCCAGCAUGACUAAACCACUUCUGGUGCAACAGGACACUAACAAGUGCCAGAGCGUACGGAAACGCCGUUUACCUUCCCACCGCAGUGGUACCUGUUUAUCUACUUGCGCUGGUGAGCUUUGGAACUGCUAGGUUGACAGGAACUGGGACAGAGCAACGGGCGCUAACCCCGUCGUGGGGAUUCAAACCGCUGACCUGAUCAGCAAGCCCAAGAGGCUCAGUGGUUUAGACCACAGUGCCACCCUCUCCCGUAAAUGUUUUGUGUAAACUGUGUCUGGAACUAUUUGAAACAUGCUAAAUCCUCAGGAAUAUCAUACCUUGGCCUGCCUGAGCCACAGUAACCCCACCUUAAAGGUAAAGGUAAAGGGACCCCCGACCAUUAGGUCCAGUCGGGAAAGACUCUGGGGUUGCUGCGCUCAUCUUGCUUUAUUGGCCAAGGGAGCCGGCAUACAGCUUCUGGGUCAUGUGGCCAGCAUGACUAAGCCGCUUCUGGCGAACCAGAGCAGCGCACGGAAAUGCCAUUUACCUUCCCGCCGGAGCAGUACCUAUUUAUCUACUUUCACUGUGACGUGCUUUCGAACUGCUAGGUUGGCAGGAGCAGGGACCGAACAACGGGAGCUCACCCCGUCGCGGGGAUUCGAACCGCCGACCUUCUGAUUGGCAAGUCCUAGGCUCCGUGGUUUAACCCACAGCGCCACCCGCGUCCAACCCCACCUUAUGUGUGAUGUAAUUUCUAACUGUUUGUAGAGAGGAUGUCCUUCUCCGCGCCAAAAUGCAAACCCUUAAAAGAGAUGUUUCUUUUCGGUUCUGGGUUUCUCUUGCCUCCUUGCUAGCAGGGGAAGGAACUCUGUUGCAACAGAAAAAAAAUAAAGAUCUGCCUUGCUUUCGCUGCAUCCGGCCUCCAUCCAUUCAUCUCUGACCGAUCAUGGACUUAGGGGACUCAUUCCCUUGGGGCAUUGGGCAGCAAAAACCAACCACCCUUAUUUUUCCUAUAUUGAGGAGAACUUCAUUGGUUCUUGGUGGCUCCCAUUAAGUUCUGUGCAGCAGCAAGCAGCCUGCAAUGUGGGCCCUGGCUAGACAGGGACUGGGCAAGGCAAAAACACAGACCCAGGGCCAGAUUUAGGUUUGAUGAGAUCCAAACUACUAAUGGGGCCCUUUCUAUGUCCAGCUGUCCUUUGUCAACAACAAAUUGUCGCUGUUCUUUUGGGUUGAAUAUAUGCUGUAUGGUAAUUUACGGACCUAAUAGGUGUCUAAAGCCAUUAGCACAUGCAGAAUGCAGGCACCCUAUAUAUAGAAAUGAGCAAACCAGUGAUAUUUUAGGGAGCAGGCUAGCAGGCGGUGCCCACGACUUACAUCAUAGGAGCCUACACAACACAAAACACUGUUGCCGUAUGUAGGUUUUAUUUUAUUUGUUUUUUAUCUUAUAUUUUGGAAAUGUACAUCCAGGUUUUUUUCCCCUUUAAAUUUUUUGGGGGGCCCCAAGAGAGUAGGGCCCUAAGCUAUAGCUUGUUUAGCUUAUACAUCAUGGGUAAGCAAACUAAGGCCCGGGGGCUGGAUCCAGCCCAAUCGUCUUCUAAAUCUGGCCCGCGGACAGCAUGUUUUUACAUGAGUAGAAUGUGUCCUUUUAUUUAAAAUGCAUGUCUGGGUUAUUUGUGGGGCCUGCCUGGUGUUUUUACAUGAGUAGAAUGUGUGCUUUUAUUUCAAAUGCAUCUCUGGGUUAUUUGUGUUGUUGUUGUUGUUUAGUCGUUUAGUCGCUUCCGACUCUUUGUGACCCCAUGGACCAGAGCACGCCAGGCACUCCUGUCUUCCACUGCCUCCCGCAGUUUGGUCAAACACAUGCUGGUAGCUUCGAGAACACUGUCCAACCAUCUCGUCCUCUGUCGUCCCCUUCUCCUUGUGCCCUCCAUCUUUCCCAUCAGGAUCUUUUCCAGGGAGUCUUCUCUUCUCAUGAGGUGGCCAAAGUGUCAAAUGGGCCUUAGAAAGCACUGCUAAUAACAAGGCCAGUGGAAGUGAGGAUAUUCCAGCUGAACUAUUUAAAAUUUUUUAAGAUGAUUGCUGUUAAGGUGCUACACUCAAUAUGCCAGCAAGUGUAGAAAACUCAGCAGUGGCCAGAGGACUGGAGAAGAUCAGUCUACAUCCCAAUGCCAAAGAAGGGCAAUGCCAAAGAGCGCUCCAACUACCGCACAAUUGUACUCAUUUCACACGCUAGCAAGGUUAUGGUUAAAAUUCUACAAGGCAGGCUUAAGCAGUAUGUGGACCGAGAACUCCCAGAAGUGCAAGCUGGAUUUCGAAGGGGUUAUUUGUUGUUGUUGUUUAGUCAUUUAGUUGUGUCCGACUCUUCGUGACCCCAUGGACCAGAGCACGCCAGGCACUCCUGUCUUCCACUGCCUCCCGCAGUUUGGUCAAACUCAUGCUGGUAGCUUCAGGAACACUAUCCAACCAUCUCAUCCUCUGUCGUCCCCUUCUCCUUGUGCCCUCCAUCUUUCCCAACAUCAGGGUCUUUUCCAGGGAGUCUUCUUUUCUCAUGACGUGGCCAAAGUAUUGGAGUCUCAGCUUCAGGAUCUGUCCUUCCAGUGAGCACUCAGCGCUGAUUUCCUUCAGAAUGGAGAGGUAUGAUCUACUUGCAGUCCAUGGGACUCUCAAGAGUCUCCUCCAACACCACAAUUCAAAAGCCUGAGGCAGAAGCUAUUAAAAGGCCCUCGUUGCCUUCGGCCUCUAGGGAGCAGCGGGCGGAGACGAUCUCGCGGUGCGGAGGGAGAAGCAGCCGAGGCACCAAAAUAGGAGCUGCUGCUGCUGCUGGUGGUGGUGCUUCUGCUGCUGCCGCGCAGGCCAUCUGCUCGCGGGCAGCUUGGCAAGCAGCGCCUCUUCUUCCCAAAGAUGGUCAAAGAAAGGGUCGCGCCGGGUGCCGCUGCCUGAGGAAAGCGCCGCCGCCUUUGCUUUCCCCCAAAAGAGCCGCGGCCAAUACUUCUGACCCGCGCAUACUCGCGGGAGAAUUGCAACCGGUCGCCCGGGGGCGCAGCAGCCUGCGCGCAGCGAGCCCAUUUUUUUGCAGGUCCCCCUCGGGCGGCGUCGGUCAGAAGAGAGGACGAGGCAGCAGCCAGAGGCGAGCUGGCGGGGUCUCUCCUCCAGCAACCCCAAUGAUGACAGGGCGCGCCCCCCCUCCAUGAGCGCACAAGGGCCAUCCCGAGGGGAGCGUCCGCGCGCAGCAGCCUGAGGCGAUAGACGCGCGCGGCGAGGGGGCCGCCUUUUGUCUCGCGCUUUUUUCCCCUUCUUCUUAAUUUCGGGAAGCGGGCGCGCGCCUCCCCUCCUCCGCGCUCGCGCCGCCGCCGAGGUUGCGCGUGGAGAGCAGGUGGGUCUUCGCGCCGCGCGCCGCUGCGUGUUUGUUUGUGUGGGGCGCGGUGUCUCUGUCACGAUACACGCGCGAGCGAGAGGGGUGUCUGUUUGGGUCGCGCUCUCGGCCUUUGGGAAAUGUCUGGAGAGGCAGGCGACCACCUUCGCUCUCCCCAAAGCGAGCCCCCCCAGCCCGUUUCCUAUCGGGGGCGUUUUUUCCUCCUAGUCGUCUUCCCGAGCGCGCAGAACGAAACGCGGCAGACGCGUGACUUCGAAUUGGCUCCCUUUUGUCUCGCUGCCGGUGCAGGACAAACUGCUGGCUUUUGUCUGCAGGCGCCGGUUUCGGAUUUAGGUAUAAGCUAAACAAGCUAUAGUUUAGGGCCCCACUCUCUUGGGGGCUCCCCCCCAAAUUUUGAGUCUGUAAAUUGUGUUUCUAAAAUUGUUAUUUCCAAAUGCCAGUGCGUUUGCAUUAUUUUGUUAUGAGUAAAAAAUCAUUUUAAGUUAGAGCUUAAUUAUUUCAAUAUUAAUAUACUUCUUAAUUGUGUUUCACUAUUAAUAUACUUAAUAAUAAUAAUUUAUUAUUUAUACCCCAUCCAUCUGGCUGGGUUUCCCCAGCUACUCUGGGUGGCUUCCAACCAAAUAUUAAAAUACAGUAAUACAUCAAGCAUUAAAAGCUUCUCUAAACAGGGCUGCCUUCAGAUGUCUUGAUAAAAUGAUAAAAAAUCAUUUUAAGUUAAAGCUUAAUAAUUAUUUCACUAUUAAUAUACUUCUUGUGUUUCACUAUUAAUAUACCGUAUUUUUCGCCCCAUAGGACGCACCGCCCCAUAGGACGCACCUAGUUUUUUUGGGGGGGGGAAAUAAAGAAAAAAAAAUUAUUUCCCCCCCCCCAGGCACAGGGCUGGCGCGGGGGAAGCCCGAGCUUCCCCAGCCCCCAGAACAGCCUGCUAUCCGCAAGCCUAGGGCUGCCUUCAGAUGUCUUCUAAAAGUUUGGUAGUUGUUGUUCUCUUUGACAUCUGGCGGGAGGGCGUUCCACAGGACGGGUGCCACUACCAAGAAGGCCUUCUGCCUGGUUCCCUGCAACAUAAUUGUAUUUUACUAUUAAUAUACUUCUUAAUUGUAUUUCAGUUCAACAAUGACUUUGAUAAAAUGCAUAUUUUGUUAUGUGCAAAUGGCUUUAGAUACCUAUUAGGUCCGUAAAUUACCAUAUAGCAUAUAUUCAACACAAAAAAACAGCGACAAUUUGUUGUUGACAAAGGACAGCUGGACAUGUAAAGGGCCCCGUUACCUUCAGUAGCUUACGGCCUCAUCAAAUCUAAAUCUGGCCCUGGCAGGCACUGUGUUUUUGAACGCGUGCAUAACAGCAGGAGCCCAGACUUUCCUGCGCUCUCGUGUGCGGUGCUGCGUCCCGUGAUCCUAAAGAAGAGAAGUUGCAAUCCCACUUAAUAGGGGAAGAAGCACCAUUGAAUCCAGUAGGUUACACAUAAAAGGUUCCGAGGGUGCUGUAAAGUUGCAUUGUACAAAUGUGACAGUAGAUGGUGACGGUGAGCGAUGGAAAAUUCAAUAUAUGUUUUUCAAAACUUUUUAUUUAUUUUUUUAAAAAGCAUUUAAUAAUUUUAAUAAUUUAUUAUUUAUACCCCGCCCAUCUGGCUGGGUCUCCCCAGCCACUCUGGGCAGUUCCCAAUAGAAUAUUAAAAACACCAUCAAACAUUAAAUACUUGCCUUCAGAUAGAAUAAGAAUAAAUAAGAAUUUUCACAACGCUUUUUAUACGUGUCUCGGUUCCACCUAGGACUUAAUUCCAAGUAAACCUGUUUAAUGUUGCGCUGUAAGUCCCAUUACAUUAAACGGGAGUCACUCCCUACUAGUCGUGCAAUCCUACGACGCAUGUCCACUCAGAAGUAAACCCCAUUGUGUUGCAUGGGUUUUACUCCCGGAUAAGUGUGUUUAGGAUUGCACUGAUUCAUGUUUCAUAUGCUUAAAAAAUAAAUAAAUCACUGAUUGGUCAUUGAACCGAAUUCAAGUUUUUGGAAAGUGUGAAGUCAGAAUUUUAUUUUAUUUCUAUGUUAACCAUCCCAUCUGGUGCCUGUUAAUUGAGAGAUGUAUUGCUAUAUAAGUAUAUACAGUAUAUAUUCUUUCUUUCAAGAGAAAUAGAGCACUGUCUGAGGUCAUUUGAUGCUGUUCCAUUGUUAAAAACAAACAAGAUGGUUAGUGCCUGGUCAGGAGCCAGAUAUAUCCUACUUUGAUUUUUUCUUAAUGUAUAUAAAUUAUUAAAAAUAAAAUAGUUUUAAUCCAGACUGGUGGAGUUAUCUGUUGAAAUCCAUGGGAGAGAUGGGAGGGGGCAAGGUAAGGAUAAGGAGCUUGUUUACGAUUCGGGAGAGUACAAAAGUUACAUAAUCAGAGUGAUUUAACAUGAUUAAUUAUUUCAGCAGCAGCAUGCUUGCCAGAGCUGAUGAGACCAGGGUGACUGGUUCUAGUACAGUGGUGCCUCGCAAGACGAAAUUAAUCCGUUCCGCGAGUCUCUUCGUCUAGCGGUUUUUUCGUCUUGCGAAGCAACCCGAUUAGCGGAUUAGCGCUAUUAGCGGUUUAGCGGCUCUUAAAGGCUUAGCGGCUAAAGGGCUAUUAGCGGCUUAGCGGCUUAGAAAAAGGGGGGGGGAGCGAAAAAAAUCUCAAGACUCGCAAGACAUUUUCGUCUUGCGAAGCAAGCCCAUAGGGAAAUUCGUCCUGCGAAGCGCAUCGAAAAACGGAAAACCCUUUCGUCUAGCGGGUUUUUCGUCUUGCGAGGCAUUCGUCUUGUGGGGCACCACUGUACUUGCAUAUACAGUGGUACCUCGGGUUAAGAACUUAAUUCGUUCUGGAGGGCCUUUCUUAACCUGAAACUGUUCUUAACCUAGGACACCACUUUAGCUAAUGGGGCCUCCUGCUGCCGCCGCACGAUUUCUGUUCUCAUCCUGAAGCAAAGUUCUUAACCCGAGGUACUAUUUCUGGGUUAGCGGAGUCUGUAACCUGAAGCGUAUGUAACCUGAAGCAUCUGCAACCCAAGGUACCACUGUACAACUUCCGUUGAAUCAGGAGGGCCUUAAAAUGAUAUUUCCAGGGAAAUAUUUAUUUUAAAGUUUCUUUUCCUCAAGUAUAUUCUGUCUGCAGUCUUAUACUUUAACCUUCAGGUGGGUAUACACCUUUAUCUAAAAUAUGGCAAGACAUUGAGAUGAUGUCCAAAUAAGGCAAUUUAUACUGGAACUAGAUAAAGAAGAAGAUUAUGAGGCCAUUCUUCCAUAAGUGUGCAUUUACUUAUUUACACCUCAUUUACUUGUUGAUACCUAACACUAGACUUAGCUCUUUGUAUUUCACACCUUAUGGACUCUACCAUAUUGUGGGAGCCGGAUCUGGAUUUUCUUAUACCUUCUCCUUUUUGGGGUACUCCUGGUAUGAGAAAAUCUGGAUUGAAGGAGAAGUGUGGGAGGACAGUGCUUUGGAGGAGAGCAUCAUAGAGCAUCACAGAGAAUUAAUGGAGAUACAGGAAGCUUAAUGUCUCCAUUAAACAACAGUAUGGAUGAGCCCAGAAUGAAUACAGUGGUACCUCGGUUUGCGAACGUCUCAGAAGUUAAAUGUUUUGAACACCGAAAACCUGGAAGUAAAUGAUUCCUUUUUCGAAUGCGCCUCAGACAUCGAACGGCUUCCACUUAGUUUUCAUUUUUCUCUACAGUGGUACCUCAGGUUACAUACGCUUCAGGUUACAGACUCCGCUAACCCAGAAAUAGUGCUUCAGGUUAAGAACUUUGCUUCAGGAUGAGAACAGAAAUCGUGUUCCAGUGGCGCGGCGGCAGCGGGAGGCCCCAUUAGCUAAAGUGGUGCUUCAGGUUAAGAACAGUUACAGGUUAAGAACGGACCUCUGGAACGAAUUAAGUACUUAACCUGAGGUACCACUGUAUUAAAUUUGCAGGCCGCCCUUUGCACCUUGGUUUUUGAAUGUUUCGGAUGGUCUUCCAGAACAGAUUAUGUUCAAAAACUGAGGUGCCACUGUAUAUUAAUUCCGUAGGGCUUACUUCUGAGUAAGCACGCUCUACUAUCUUCAUUUCUUUACCAUUUCUUGACAUUUUAUUGCAGUGAUGGCAUUGACUGAGCAGGAGGAAUAUACCUAUAUAUACAGAGACAGCUCUCAUCCUGUGGAGUUCUUGGAUGCAUUCAGAACAUUCUACCUUGAAGGUGUAUUCACUGAUAUUGCCCUUCAAUGUGCAUCAGGUGUGGUUUUCCAUUGCCAUAAAGCUGUGCUAGCUGCUUGCAGCAACUAUUUCAAGGCCAUGUUCACCUCUGACAUGAAAGAGAAGAUUAAGAACCAAGUCAAACUUUCUGGACUCAGUCCCACAAUACUGGAAUCCCUGGUGAUUUACGCUUACACGUCAGAGAUUCAAAUAACAAAGAGAAAUGUCCAAAGCCUGCUCCAAGCAGCAGACCUCCUUCAGUUUGCCUCGGUGAAAAAAGCCUGUGAGCGGUUUCUGAUACGGCACUUGGAUGUCGACAACUGCCUAGGAAUGCACUCCUUUGCAGAAUACCACGUCUGCUCAGAGCUGGAGAAGGAAUCUAGAAGGAUAUUGUUAUCGAGAUUUGAUGAGGUGUGGGCGCAGGAAGAAUUUUUGGAAAUCAGCAGCGAGAAGCUCCAGUUUAUUCUCUCCAGAAAGAACCUCGGCCUUUGGAAAGAGGGGGCAGCCGUGGAACCCAUUGUUAAGUGGAUAGCCUACGACGUGGAAAAGAGAAGCGAGUGCAUUUAUGAUCUGCUGAGCUGCCUCGAAGCAGAUUUAGAUGAAAUGUAUCUGAGGUCAGCUUUAAGUUUGCACAAGAAAAGCCGGCUGAACGAAAACAAGAUCCGCUCUCUAAUACACAACGCGCUACGCCCCAACCCAAAAGCAAUUCCUACGAGGUCUACGGCUGUUAUGUACGUGAUUGGAGGGUACUACUGGCAUCCUUUAUCUGAGGUGCAUGCAUGGGAUCCAGUCGCCAAUGUCUGGAUCCAGGGAGCUGACAUGCCGGACCACGCGAGGGAAAGUUAUGCAGUUGCUAGUCUGGGGCCCAACAUUUAUGUGACAGGCGGCUAUAGAACAGACAAUAUAGAAUCCCUCGAUGUCAUGUGGAUAUACAACUGUGAAGCCGAUGAAUGGGUUGAAGGCUGCCCGAUGCUUAACGCAAGGUACUACCACUGCGCAGUUACCUUGAGCGGCUGCAUCUACGCUUUAGGGGGUUACAGAAAAGGGGCUCCAGCUGAAGAAGCAGAAUUCUAUGACCCUUUAAAAAAGAUAUGGGUCCCUAUUGCAAACAUGAUUAAAGGUAAGUGGAAUAUUGCAUGCUUAUUUGCAUUUUCGCAUGUGUCUUUUAAAAAUGAAUGAAUAUUUUUUCCCCUCUCCCCUAGGAUACACAAUUUAUUUUUUGUUCAAGCUUUUAAAAGACAGCCUGAUCAGCCUUCUGCCCAUGAAAAGAAAUGUGUGAGAUGCAAUUGCUUGAGUGAAGAAACAUUGUCAGCUGCAUUUUUCACUUAGAAUUUAUGUUUGACUAUUACAACGGAAUUUCUGCUCCAUCGCAAUCUUACAAUAAGUUUGUUCUGGUAUAAGUUUUCGGGUGCAUGCACACUUCUUCAGAUACAUGCAUGCACACGAAAGCUUAUACCAGAACAAACUUAGUUGGUCUAUAAGGUGCUACUGGACAAUUUUUCAUUUCUACUGCGUCAGACCAACACGGCUACCUACCUGAAUCUACAAUCUAUCACUGUAGCUUAAGCUUCAAGUGCAUUCAUUGUUCUUAUUAGCUGUUCAUAACUCGUUAUCAGGAGCACAUUUCUCUUAAUGCUUUGGAUAUUAUUGUCUUCUGUUAAAUCAUUUGAAGUUCUUGUGUUGCCUUCCUCAACAAAUUUCAAAUGAAAAUAUACAAACUUGUGCAUUCUCACUUACAAGCUUGAUCAGCAGAAUAUAUUGCCAUACCUACCUUGUUUCUUCUUAAGCAUUGAAAAAACUAGCCCUGUGACCAAAUGCAGAUAUAUAAUUAUUGGAAAAGCUUCAAGAUGAACCAGAAAAAGCCUUUAGUGUAUAAUUUAUUAUGAAAUCAUUUAAAAUAUUGAAUUUCAAGUUCUGUAUUUCUAUACCAUUACACCAUUGCUAAUGUAUUAGUUGUACUAAUAACUUGAUGGUGAAUGUUACUCCGUUUUAAAGCUUUUUAGCAAUUUCAGUUUUUAUUAAUUAGGGGUUGGGAAUGCCACAGCCUGUGUCUUGAAUGAGGUUAUCUAUGUCACUGGAGGUCACUACGGUUAUCGGGGAAGCUGCACUUACGACAAAGUUCAAAGUUACCACUCUAAUAUUAAUGAAUGGAAUGUCAUCACCACCAGUCCGUAUCCAGGUAAGCUUUACUUCCGCUCGGUGGUUUGAAUAAUUGCCUUCCAAAAGCAGCAGUUUGCCUGUUUUUCGUCCAAGAAAAGAAAUAUCUGCAGCUGCUCUGCUGAUUUGCACCCACACGUUAACAUUCAAAAGCUCACAGCCGGCUAGCAAUACUUGGGCAUUAACAGGCAUUGUUGAGUAACCCACUUCCUUGCAGGGAGCCCACUGCUGACUCACAGAACCUGCUACUCCCCUGUUCAGUUUUUCCCCAGUGCUUUUGUAUUAUGGCCCCCAAACUCUGCUCCUGCUGUACUUCUACCAUUUAGGGAUUUUAGAUUUGGAAGGUGUGGGAAUGUUCAGGGAGGCAGGAGAGGAUAUAUUGUUUAGUAAUAAUAUCCUUCCUAACUUGCGCUAGCAAGUUCUAUAAUUUAGCAGAGUUUUAACAUUCCCCUUUAAACGCACAGCGGGUAGCUGGUUGCAAGCUUGUUUAAGCUUCUCACCAUAGAUUUCUGGUAAGAUCCCUUCCUUCUCCAUCUUCCUUUCGUUGCGUGAGCUGCCGUGACUGUCAGUCUGCAGUCACUGGGGUGAACCCCCCAUAUGGGGUAGAUCCACAUGUAUAUAUACCUUUGUAACUAGGUCUGCCUUCAGGGAUCUGACUGUGAAGUGAUGAUGUGAAUAAAAUACUUUUAUAUAUCUUAAACAAGAUUGUGGCGUGUUUAUUCUUUUAAGAGGGAAAUAAGGGAUCUUACCAGGAAUCUAUACAGUGGUACCUCUGGUUACGUACUUAAUUCGUUCCGGAGGUCCAUUCUUAACCUGAAACGGUUCUUAACAUGAAGCACCACUUUAGCUAAUGGGGCCUCCCGCUGCUGCCGCACCGCCACUGCGCGAUUUCUGUUCUCAUCCUGAAGCAAAGUUCCUAACCCGAGGUACUAUUUCUGGGUUAGCGGAGUCUGUAACCUGAAGCGUAUGUAAUCUGAAGCAUAUGUAAUCCGAGGUACCACUGUACUGAGAAGCUUAAACAAGCUUGCAACCAGCUACCCGCAAUGCGUUUAAAGGGGAAUGUUAAAACUCUGCUAAAUUAUAGAACUUGCUAGGGCAAGUUAAGGUAAAGGUAAAGGGACCCCUGACCAUUAGGUCCAGUUGUGGCUGACUCUGGGGUUGCGGCGCUCAUCUUGCUUUAUUGGCCGAGAGAGCCGGCGUACAGCUUCCGGGUCAUGCGGCCAGCAUGACUAAGCCGCUUCUGGCGAACCAGAACAGCGCACGGAAACACCGUUUACCUUCCCGCCGGAGUGGUACCUAUUUAUCUACUUGCACUUUGAGGUGCUUUCGGACUGCUAGGUUGGCAGGAGCAGGGACCGAGCAACGGGAGCUCACGCCGUCGUGGGGAUUCGAACCGCUGACCUUCUGAUCGGCAAGCCCUAGGCUCUGUGGUUUAACCCACAGUGCCACCCGCGUCCCUUCAGCGCAAGUUAGGAAGGAUAUUAAUAAACAAUAUAUCCUCUCUUGCCUCCCUGAACAUUCCCACAGAAGGGACCCUGUGGACCAUCUAGUCCAGCCCCCUGCAAUGCAGGUAUACAGUAUGCAGCUGUUCCAUACGGGGACCGAACCUGCAACCUUGGCAUUAUCAGCGCCACACUCUAACCAACUGAGCAAUCCUGCUGCCUGCCCUUUUUCUUCCUUUUCUUCAAAUGCUUAUUCAGUGUUUUCCGGCACUCUCUGUUUUACCUGUAGAAUAUGGGCUGUGUUCCAUUGCACUGGAGAACAAACUGUACCUUGUGGGUGGACAAUCGACGGUGACGGAUUGCUAUGACCCAGAGCAGAAUGUGUGGAAACAGAAGGCUGAUAUGGUAGAAAGAAGGAUGGAGUGCGGUGCUGUCGUCAUGAAUGGAUGCAUCUAUGUGACGGGAGGCUAUUCCUCUUCCAAAGGGUCGUAUUUGCAGAACAUUGAGAAGUACGAUCCUGAAUGCGAUACAUGGGAAAUUGUGGGGAACCUCCCCAGUUCUAUGCGCUCGCAUGGCUGUGUCUGCCUGUACAGUGUGCUAGAGGUUGAAAAUGCCACUUACGGGACAAGGAACUAAUAAUAUAAGGGAGCCCAAAACUAGAGGAAGGUGACCCACCACCUAAUGAUGGGACUUAGCCUAUGGUAUUCAGUCACUAUGGAACACUACUCCGUUUGGCUUUUAUUGACACUAAGCCUAGUGCAUCAACUCCAGUUAAGCUCCAGCAUUGUUGAUACAAGGGCUACCACUUCUUUUGUUACUACUGUUCUCUGCCCUACAAGCAAUGUGAAUGUUUGGUUGCUGCCAGAUCUGAUUAACUGUUGGGGGGUUAGGGCAGGCAUAGGCAAACUCCGGCCCUCCAGGUGUUUGGGACUACAGUUCUCAUCAUCCCUAGCUAACAGGACCAGUGGUCAGGGAUGAUGGCAAUUGUAGUCCCAAACAUCUGGAGGGCCGGAGUUUGCCUAUGCCUGGGUUAGGGUUUUAUAUUUCUAAAGGGAGGAUAAACAUUGGUUUUUGUAUGUGUGUGAACCAAGUUAUUUUUUGCACAAUAUAAGGUCUUAAAGCCCAUGUUAAACAGGGAUGAGGAGGAGUCUGUGACUUUCCAUAUACUGCUAAACUCCAAGUCUCAUCCGUCCCAACCAGCGUGACUAAUGGUCAUGGGUUCUCCAUCUCUGGUAUAACAUCUCCAUUUUAUCUCAGGAUCAUAGCAAGCUGCAGACUUGGGCUUCUCAUAAUACCCAGCACAACCCCCCCCCCCCCCCUUUUCCACUCUGCCCUUGACAUUUGGAAAGUUGUUUGGCUUUACAUACAAGCUCUGUAAGGGUUAGGGUGAACUCAGCAGGUUGGUCACUAUUUUGUGAUAUUUUUAAUCGGCCCUGAAAUAGUUAUUGUGCUACUGUUGCUUUUGGAUUUUUAUCCGAGAGACCGACACCACUGCCUACAAUUUAUGUCUAAUCAAUAGGUGGCAUCUACGCUAUAGGUUGACCUCCUUUAUUAAUUUUAUGUUACUACUGUGUUGCCGUUGUGUAUGAAUGGUACAAUAUCUGUCAAAAUAAAAUAUAGGUGGGGUGUGUGGAAAUGAGCACAACUCCCUAAUUUUAGGGUCAUAUGAGGUUAGGCAGUGGUACUUUCUUGGUUCUGACUGGGCAGAAGACCUCGCUUUCUGUAUAUUACCUAACUGCCUACCCUAUAAAUUUGAACAAUGUGCUUUUCAAAUGCAUUUUGGACUAGAAAUGUAUCGUUUAUCUUUCAUAGUUGUAAAACUACUUUUGCAUAUCGUGUUUGUGUUUCAGAAUGACGACCUAAAAAUGACUUUUUGAAAAUGUAAACAAUUGAAUUUGUGGUCUAGGCCACUGACGAUAACCAGCUGCUUAUAAAACAUUGCCUCCUUUUCUUGGCUUACAUAGCACCAAAUACUAAGCCAAACUAUGCCUUACCGUGAACAAGCAAGUGUGCAACUAGAAAGUCUGGGCCACUUCACUCCUACCCUGGUCCUGCAGCUACCAUGCUACAGACACCUAUACCAUGGUUUGACUUAGCAUUACAUGUAAACCUGAGUUCAUGAUUUGUCUUCCCUGAUAAGUCAAGCACAAACCUUGGUGACAGCUCACUGCGGAGCUUUGAGCAAGACAAAGCAUGUGCCCAGGUUGGCACAUAAUGCUAAUGGAUUGGUUCCUGGCAGCAUGGCAACCACGGGAAUGGAGAGGGUGAGGAGCAAAGCAGUCACAAGAACUUUAAGAAUUACUAUUUGGAUUUUAGUCCAAAAGUACCAGCACUGUAAUAUCACUUCAGUACUUUUCUUAUUUCCAAAAAAGUUGCUUCACCAGCACAAUGAUAGCAAAUACUAAGAAAAGGAACCCACCUGUAACAGUUUCAGGAUGACAAUGCAGGAGACAUCAGCAUAAAUGUUUACAAACUGCGAUUGCCACUGUUCCAGUCACGACUUCAGAGUUAUUACUAAACAUUAUUAUUUAUGGAAGCGGAAAAGGAUUAGAAUGUAGAGCUUUCAGGUUCUCGUUACAAUUGUAUUUAUUGUUGUUGUUUAUAUUUAAUUUAUAUUUAAUUCACAUUAAGUAUGUUGUGCAUUUGAUAAAAAUUUGUAAAGUGUGAUUUACUUUUAGGAGUAAACAAAAUGCUGCACUGUUUUCUAAAUUGUAAAGAAUACACUACUUGAAACCCUUUUUCAAGAUGUGCUCAUUAACUUUGGGGGAAAAUAAAAGACUAAUCUAGUAUCUUAUACCACUGAAAACACAGGCAACCUCAACUUUUGCAGGGUUUGCAUUUUGGGUCAUCGCUCGCUUCCGUGAAAUCGUGUGCAAUUGAAAAAGCCUGCAAACACCCCAUUACCUCGGGUUAAGAACUUAAUUCGUUCUGGAGGUCUGUUCUUAACCUGAAACUGUUCUUAACCUGAAGCACCACUUUAGCUAAUGAGGCCGCUGCGCCACCACUGCACGAUUUCUGUUCUCAUCCUGAAGCAAAGUUCUUAACCCAAGGUUCUAUUUCUGGGUUAGCGGAGUCUGUAACCUGAAGCGUCUGUAACCUGAAGCGUAUGUAACCCGAGGUACCACUGUAUUCCACCCCUGUCCACCCUGGGUCACUUCAGGGUUUGGUGAUGUGCGCAUGUACACGAUUGCUCACAUACAGUAUUGGUAGUGCCUAAAAUGGGAGUUGCCUCUGGAAAUGUGUUUAGGACCAAGAGGGAAGAAUACCGUUUCCUUGAAGUAACCUCAGCCAUUUUUUCUCAACCAUGCCAACAGGCUUUCAAGAAGCGAUCAAAUAAAUAAUUAUAUCAUUGGUUACAGUCUGGGGGGGAUGGGGUGGGGUAUACUUACGCAAUACAUCAAUAGUACACCAUUGUGCCUUUUGUACGUUCAGGUCCCAAUGCAUUAGAAAUAUACCCCAUUUCUCAGUGAAUGUUAUCCGACUGUAGUUAAGUAUGUUAAUUUAAUCAAAAAUACAGUACACCAAAUCCCCAAUAACCAAUCUGAUAUUAAUGGAAACGUUUUGAUUUUUCCUGUUUAUGGAAAAUUCUAUGGAAGUUCACACUGCUUUGAAGACUUCAAUCCCGUUUGACUGACCUGAGCAAGGGGAUAAUAACCCGCAGCUGAAAAGCAGGACAGUGGUUGUGCUUAAUCAUCACAGGUCAAAUGAGAUAUGUUAUGCCCAAAUCUGUACCCGAUUGCCAAACAGGUGAGUGCUGCAGCUUAUGAUCAAUCAAUAAUCAGAGAUGUGUACUUCAUAAAUGCUCAGAGAGGUGCUUUAUUUACUUUUUUAUUGAUUACCUAGCUUCCAAUGUGGGCUGCGAGGCUGUCGUCACUUACUUCCCGCUUUAACAAAAUCGAUAGUUUAGCUAUGCUAUGCUAAAAAACAAACGAGGCUGGCUUUACCCUAAAAAUUUUUUUUGCUGUCAGAAAUUUCUUCCUGAUGUUUAGCCAUAGAAUCGCACGCAAGACGAUCAUAUUAGGAGCUGCACGGUGCGCGCCCGCUUCCUGCUCCUUUGCAACCCAUCCUGACAACCCGCUGCUCGCUGGGCACCUUCCGAGGAUCCGGAUUCAGGAGGCGGGCGCCGCGGAAGCCCAGCCCUCGUGGGCCGGGCCGGGGAAAGGGGUGCGGCCAGCGCCGCACAGGCUGCUGGGCUGGCCGGCGAGAGGAGGACGGGAGCGCGUAAAGGCGCACGGAGAAGCGGCGCCGGCGGCCUACGCGAUCUAGAGAAGGAGAGGCCGGGGUUUGCCUUGGGCGAAGGUUGGUUCGUUUCCGCGGGCGCGCAAUCCUGGCUCCGGGGCUUUUGGGGAGCGCCUGCGUUGCGCGCGGCUGCCCGGAGCUCGUUCCAGGCUUGGGUGGUCGUCCCCACGUGCGUCGCGGGUGGGCUCCCCGGGUGGGAUUUCGGGCUUCGCCGCACCGGAUGGGCAGGUGGGUGGGGAGCGAGGAGGGUCGGCUUGCUUGCGCGCCUCCGCCGGCGACGGGUUCCCACGACGAGGCCUGCUCUUUCCCCCCAGCCCGGGGAAGGAGCCGAGCUACAAACAGGGCCCGUGUGCGCGCAGCAGAAGGACAUGCUGGAGGUUCAAAGCCCAGGAGAGUUGAGAUUUCUUUCCCCGGGGCGCUUGCUCGAUGUAACGCUCUCCAGACUUGACCUACACGUGUAGGUCAAACCCCGGAAUGCGGUGGUCGUGGGGUCUCUUUGGGGAGCACGGAUGCGCCGCUUGGCGUGAUGGGGGGAGUAAUCCGUCUCUUUCCCCGCUUUAAGGCUUCCCACGCGUGUUUUUUCUUGGCUUUGCUUUUAACGCACGUGAAGGCGGAGCGGGGAACUUCUCGGAACGCGCAGGCGACGUGUUCAGGGGAGAAACUUGCAUUUUAAAUGCCCAGGGAGCUUUUUCCUAUUGGAGGUGGCCGGCGAGGAAGAGCACCACGCAGCGCUCUUGUGCGCGCAGGUUUGGACCACGUGGAGGAUGGUUUGAUUGGCAGCUAGGAGUCCUUUACUGCAAAUGCUCAAGGAGGUGUGGCAAAGGCUCGACUUUCCGAUCCUUCGGGUUUUUGUUUUGCUUCCCUUUCUCACAUGAGUAAUACACAAGAGAAGAGUUCUCUAUUUUUUGGUAGUAUCUCAUUUGGCAAAAGUGAGGCCAGGCUGAUAUCAGCCAUGCGGCGUGACUUCUUGGAAUCGGUGGCCGGUAUCUAGAACUAGUGGCGCUCUUUAAUCUCUUUAGUGUUUCUCAAACUUGGAUCUCCAGCUGUUGUUGGACUACAACUCCCAUCAUACCAAGCUAGCAGGACCAAGUGGUCAGGGAUGAUGGGAGUUGUAGUCCAACAACCACUGGGGACCCCAGUUUAAGGUAAGGGUCCAGCAGCGCAGUUUAGUAGGACUGGGCAAUAAAUCGCCAUACCAUUGAGUACCGCUACUGAAAUAACAUUGUGAUGAAUGUUUGAACAAGGCAAUAUACCUGUGAACAAAAGGUGGACACUUGACAGCUUCCCAGGGGGUAGCUCUGCUGAACAGAAUACUUUGCAGAUAAUUUGCAGGCAUGGUGUCUUCAGCUAUGUUUGCAAUUUCCUUCAUCUCUCCUAACUGCUAAGAAAUGUUUCCACUUAAAGGUAAAGGGACCCCUGACCAUUAGGUACAGUUGUGGCCGACUCUGGGGUUGCGGCGCUCAUCUCGCUUUAUUGGCCGAGGGAGCCAGCGUACAGCUUCCAGGUCAUGUGGCCAGCAUGGCUAAGCCACUUCUGGCGAACCAGAGCAGCGCAUGGAAACGCCAUUUACCUUCCCGCUGGAGCGGUACUUAUUUAUCUACUUGCACUUUGAGGUGCUUUCGAACUGCUAGGUUGGUAGGAGCAGGGACCGAGCAACGGGAGCUCACCCCGUCGCGGGGAUUCGAACCGCCGACCUGAGGCAAGUCCUAGGCUCUGUGGUUUAACCCACAGCACCACCCAUGUCGUUGGGACGCGGGUGGCGCUGUGGGUAAAACCUCAGUGCCUAGGACUUGCCGAUCGUAUGGUCGGCGGUUCGAAUCCCCGCGGCGGGGUGAGCUCCCGUCUUUCGGUCCCAGCUCCUGCCCACCUAGCAGUUCGAAAGCACCUCUAAGUGCAAGUAGAUAAAUAGGUACCGCUUUCUAGCGGGAAGGUAAACGGUGUUUCAGUGUGCUGCGCUGGUGCUGGCUCGCCAGAGCAGCUUUGUCACGCUGGCCACGUGACCUGGAAGUGUCUCUGGACAGCGCUGGCCCCCGGCCUCUUGAGCGAGAUGAGCGCGCAACCCUAGAGUCGGUCACGACUGGCCCGUACGGGCAGGGGUACCUUUACCUUUACCUUACCACCCAUGUCACUUAGUGUGCCACUUAGAGCACAGCAAUACAAUACAAUACAAUACAGGAGGGACACCCCCCCCCCCCCACAGCUAGACAAAGAGGCAAAGUAAACAAAGAACUGGAAAACAUUUCUUCCUUCACCCCUGAAAAAAAGAGGAGGAAGAGUUUUUAUUUUCAUUUUCUGGUGGUGUUUAUGUUGUUGGUUCUCCCUAAAUAGCUUUCCUCCAUAUCAGAAAGGAAGGGUUUGUUGUUUAAAGGAGACGAUCUUUUUGCUUACUUGCCCUCCCUCCCUUUGAUUAAAAAUGGAGAGAUUGGUGGGAUCUGGGGUGGAGGGGGAAAGAUAUAGCUGGCUGCCUAAUGCUGAAAUGGGAGGCUGGGUACCAUGUGAGAAUGAUGGGGAGGGUAUAGAGACUAAUACAAAUUAUCAGAAACAGGAACAGAGUUUUUUUAACAAGCCAAUAUUACUGAUCAGUGACUACAGUAUCAUAUGAGCACUGGUCCAGAGCGUAUUUUCUACAGCGUUUGUAUUUCCUUACAUGUAAGAUUGGCUCGUUAAGAAAUUGAACUGCAUCCUUCUCGUAUUAAUUCUUACAAGUCUGGCUGAUGAAGAAUUGAUCAAGAUUGGCUGAUGAAGCAUUGAACAAAACAGAUUGGUUAUCCAGAAACUCUGUUCCGGUGCUAUUUGGUGACAGAUUAUGUAUAUAUCAACCUUUUGAAUUAUUCUGUGGCAACUGGUGAAGAAGAUUUAGAGACUUUGGCUGUAAUUUCUGAUCAUUUGUAUUAGUCUAUAAAUAGUGUUUAGUGCCAUAUCUUAACCUGCACAAUUUCAGGAACCAAAAUGCUUUCAGUGCGCAGCCUUAAGAAGAACAGUGAACAACGCUAUAGUUAAUUGUUGCAGCUUGCUUUCACUUACCAUACUUUUCCGUGUAUAAAGGUAAAAGGACCCCUGACCAUUAGGUCCAGUUGCGGACGACUCUGGGGUUGCGGUGCUCAUCUCGCUUUAUUGGCCAAGGGAGCCGGCGUAUAGCUUCCGGGUCAUGUGGCCAGCAUGACUAAGCCACUUCUGGCGAACCAGAGCAGUGCACGGAAACGCUGUUUACCUUCCCGCCGGAGUGGUACCUAUUUAUCUACUUGCACUUUGAUGUGUUUUUGAACUGCUAGGUUGGCAGGAGCAGGGACCGAGCAACAGGAGCUCACCCCAUCGCGGGGAUUCGAACUGCUGACCUUCUGAUUGGCAAGUCCUAGGCUCUGUGGUUUAACCCACAGCGCCACCCGCGUUCCUUCCGUGUAUAAGACACCCCGUAUUUUGGGUGGCUCAAAUUUAAGAAAAUGGGGGGAGAUGUUGAGCUUUUUUGCGAAGGAUUGCUCAGAGUUGUGGAGCUUUAUUGGGGUGGGGGAUUACGCUGGGUUGUUCAGCUUUUUUAAGGGGAGGUUGCCAAAAAUUGCUCACCUGCACACGUAGCAAAACCCGACUCUUGUCUGUCCCUUUGCCGGCAGAAGCUGACAAUAGCCCGCCCAAUUGGCGCAGCGUCAGCCAGUCAACACCACCCAUUGACGCAUCAACCAAUAACACUCACAAUAGCUGCUGACAGCCGCGGCAGCAACCAAUCAAACGUCCACCCUAUGCACUACCCAGGUAUAAGACAAACCCCAUUUUUUAGCAUGAUUUUUACAUAAUAAAACUUAGUCUUAUACACGCAAAAGUAUGGUACCUCACCCCGCUGCCCUCCUCAUAGUUGUGAAGGACGUUCUCAUGUUAUGAAUGAUCUGUGUCACCAUUCAGAAAAAGAAGUCAGGAUAUAUGUGGACUGUCCCUUGAUAAAGUGACUUUUCUUCUUUUAAGUUCUCAAAUUUCUUAACCCAGCUCAAGCUUGUCAGCAGAACUUGCCAGGUGUUUUAACCGAUAAUCAGUCACCACCAGUCCAUCCUUUGAAAAUAAUAAUUUAGAGUUGUCUUGCUCCAAAAUGGCAACUAGACAUUCUGUUUCGGUGACUAAUCUUGGUUAAAGGAGCUGUUUGGUGUCUAGCUUAUACACCUGCGUUUCUAACAGGGGCUCAUGGUCCUCUGCUGCCCAAAGGGCAGGGCAGGGCCGGCCCACCCGUAAGACAAGUGGAAGCGAUCACCUCAGGUGGUAGGUUCCAAGGUAGAUACCGUAAUUUUUCGCUCUAUAAGACGCACUCCCCCCCCCCCCCCCCGCAAAAAUUAAGGGGAAAUGUGUCUGCGUCUUAUGGAGCGAAUGCAGGCUCCAUGGCUUCAGCGAUAGCAACGCAAAGCCUCCGAAGCGCAGUGGGAGCGCUUCCGCCGCGCUCCGGAGGCUUCGCGUUGCUAUCGCUGAAGCCUGGAGAGCAAGAGGGGUCAGUGCGCACUGAUCCCUCUUGCUCUCUUGGCUUUGCUCCGCUGGAGAGGUGCUGCGCAGAGAGGGAGAGGAUUUUGUUUUCUUGUUCUCCCCCUCUAAAACAGGGUGCAUCCUAUAGAGCGAAAAAUAAGGUAUUUAUUGUCCCCCUUGAUCCUGAUGUCGAUCUUCACCCACUCCUACUUCCCUGGCUGGGAGGGGGACUCCAUUCUGCAGCUCGCCUCAAAUGGCAAAAUAUAUUGGGCCGGCCCUGCCAAUGGGUAACGGAUAGCGCUAUUUCUUCUUUUCAUUAGGCACUGUGGGGAGAUGCUGGGUGUCCUGAACCUGUGGCAGGAGGUGGCUCAAAUCUGAAAUGUGGGGCGUAUGUUUUUUUAGACUUGCUUGGAAAUCAAUAUACAUUUACAACAGCGUUCGAAAUUUGCCAGGUGCAUUUUGCACCCGGUCAUUGGCCACUUGCGACCAAGUGAAGAUGCCUGGGCGUCAGGAUGGCGCCUGAUGUUUCCUCCUUCUGGCCUGGGAACCCUUGGGUCUUGCCUGUUUUCACAUACUAGCAACACAUCCUGUAGAAUUCAACCUGUGAUGUUUUAUCUUCACAAUCAAGUUCAAUUUCAGGAAGGCAACUAGGCAUUUUGUUUUGGUGACUGUCAGGGUGGAUUUGAUUUAAAUCAGAUCGAUUUAAAUCACUAGUCAUUAAGACUUGAUUUAAAUCAUUUAUUUUUUUUUACAGAAAUAUUCAUUCUUGCUGGUAUAAUCUUAAUAUUUACAACCAGAUAAAGCUUUCAUUUUUGGAAUAAAAAUUUUUCAGUGUAGUUUUUACAGUUAUAUCAAAAAUUAUUGAUUUGGUUAUACUAUUAGAAAUAAAAAAGACAGGUAAUUAUGAAAUUAUUGUUUAUAUUUGGACAACUUUUCUGCUGUACUUUAUUGGAAGGAGAAAAAUAAUCAUUUCCUUAAUAAUUUAAACAAUUUAUUUAACUAACACAAUAACAUUAUAGCAUACGUAGCCAUGUUAACUGAUGUGGUUAAACAAUUAAAAAAAAACUUAGAGUUUUAAGACACUUGAAAAACUUAAAACAAAUCCUUAUUUCCUGAUGAAUAGCCUUUGGACUAUAAUGUAACUUAAAUAGAAAACGAUCUUUAGAAUUUUUUUUCGUCCAGAUGCAUUUAAAUAAAAAAAAAAUCUAAUUUAAAUUGAAAAAUUCCGUUUUUUUAAAAAAAAAUUAAAAAUCUUUGAUUUUUAUCCACCCUGGUGACUGUAAUCCCAUUUGCUGCCUAGUUUAUAUCUCUGUGUUUCUAACACAGAUUUAAAAGAAGAAUAUUCUAUAAUAAUAGAGGCAAUUGCUGGUAAAGUGGGGUCUAAGCCAUUUAAAUGAGCCCUAGUGCUUAAAUGAUUUGUAAUGCUCUGAUUACAGGUGGCGAAAAUGGCCGAAAAUGGAGACAGCGAAAACAUGUCUGACUUGGAAAGGAAGGUCUGCCAACAGAUUGAGGUACGAAUAUUGAGACUAGCAUAGCAUUAAUGCAAAACGCCCAUUAUAAACUUUGUGUAGCUGUCUUGGUUGAGUACUUAAAAUGAGGAUUCCUCACAGCUUAGAACUGUUUUAUUCCUGGUAUCAGCCUGAUGUUUUGGAAUAGGACUCGUCAUCUGCACAGCUUUGCUGGCCGAUUGCUGAUAAAGUACAAUACUUCUUAAGCUGAACAGACUUUUGUAAAAACAAAUAUUAAAAACAGGCUUGAAAAGUCAGGCAAGGAGCUAUAAAGGGUUCUGCAGCUGCAGAAAUUCUCCGUUUGUUCUGAUGACGCAUGAGACGAGACGCAGUUCAGGAGACUGAGAUGCAGUCCAGAAUUGAAUUGUCAGAACAAUUUUAAGCAUCCACAAAUUGUGACCAGUGUCACAAUUACCUUGGGGGGGGGUUAACUCAAUAAUGUAGCUUCAUCUGUGCUGAUAUUUUUCAUACAUCAAGCUUCUGGCAAGCAAUUUGUAAUACAGUGGUGCCUCGCAAGACGAAAAGAAUCCGUUCCGCGAGUCUCUUCGUCUUGCGGUUUGUCUUGCGAAGCAAGCCCAUUAGCGGUUUAGGGGAUUAGCGCUAUUAGCGGCUUAGCGGGCUUAGCGGAUCAGCUGAUAAGCGGCUUAGUGGCUUAACGGAUCAGCUGUUAAGCGGCUUAGCGGAUCAGCUGAUAAGCGGCUUAGUGGCUUAGCGGAUCAGCUGUUAAGCGGCUUAGCGGAUCAGCUGAUAAGUGACUUAGCAAUCAGCUGCUUAGCGGAUUAGCUGAUAAGCGGUUUAGUGGCUUGGGGAAAGGGGGGGGAGGAAAAAAAACCCCGCAGGAACUCGCAAUACAUUUUCGUCUUGCGAAGCAAGCCCAUAGGAAAUUCGUUUUGCGAAGCACCUCCAAAACGGAAAACCCUUUCGUCUAGCGGGUUUUCCGUCUUGCGAGGCAUUCGUCUUGUGGGGCACCACUGUAUAAAACCAUUGAGGGAACGACGUUAAGGCAUUUUAAAAUAUUGAACAGAAACCUGGACGUUUUUCAUCUGGCGCUCAGAAAUGUGUGCCGUAAAUUCCGAUGACGCUCUGAAGAAAGGCUUCUGGAAGCUCCCGUGCAUGGAAACUGAUUUCUUGGUGCUAAAUGAAGCAGUAGGUUGUGCUUGGCUUCUAAUAUUUGCGUUGCUCUUCGUACUUGCGUCAUAGUACUAUUUUGGCGACCACAACUUGCCACGGGACAAGUUCCUCCAGGAGAAGAUCAAGCUAGACGAUGGCUGGGUGACUUUGGAAACGUUAAUCAAAUUCAACAGGUAAAUCUAUGGGUGCUUAUUCAAAGUUAACUUAAAGGAAGGGGAAGUGGUGACGGGGUUUUUUGUUGAGUCCUAUGAGUCCUGCCAGGGGCGUGGGUGGCGCUGUGGGUUAAACCACAGAGCCUAGGACUUGCUGAUCAAAAUGUUGGUGGUUCGAAUCCCCGCGAUGGGGUGAGCUCCCGUUGCUCGGUCCCUGCUCCUGCCAACCUAGCAGUUCGAAAGCACCUCAAAGUGAAAGUAGAUAAAUAGGUACCGCUCUGGCGGGAAGGUAAACGGCGUUUCUGUGUGCUGCUCUGGUUCGCCAGAAGCGGCUUAGUCAUGCUGGCCACAUGACCCGGAAGCUGUACGCCGGCUCCCUCGGCCAGUAAAGCGAGAUGAGUGCUGCAACCCCAGAGUUGGUCAUGACUGGACCUAAUGGUCAGGGGUCCCUUUACUUUUACCUUUAUGAGUCCUGCCUCCCUCAUCUUCUCCCCUGUGCUGCAUCCCAUGUUGUCCAGCAAGGCUUUAAGGCAGACCUCUUCAACCUCGGCCCUCCAGAUGUUUUGAGACUACAAUUCCCAUCAUCCCUGACCACUGGUACUGCGAGCUAGGGAUCAUGGGAGUUGUAGGCCAAAAACAUCUGGAGCACCCUUUCUCAACCUGUGGGUCCCCAGACGUUGUUGGACUACAACUCCCAUCACCCCUAGCUAGCAAGGCCAGAGCUCAGGGAUGAUGGGAGUUGUAGUCCAACAACGUCUGGGGACCCACAGGUUGAGAACGGCUGAUCUGGAGGGCCGAGGUUGAGGAAGCCUGCUUUAAGCGGUUGUAGGUGAGGAGAAAACUAUAGGUUGAGGAGUAAAACUAUUUCUAUGAGCUUCUUACAUAACCUUACUACGGCAUCCAAGCCAGUAUGUUCAGUAGAACGUAAUGGUUUCAGUUUUAAGGAUUUGUGCAGCCUUCAUGUUAUCUGAAUGCAAUGCAAGCAAUAUUUUAUAUUUUUUAUGAAUUUAGUACAAAUCCAAUAAAAGCCACAUUAUCACAGUACCCAAUCACAAUCCAAUUAAAAACAGAGCCGAUUAUUCAAAACCCGAAUUAACAAUUUGAGGUGACUUCUGUGCACUGGGUUUCAGGAUACGAGGUUCUUAUUUCUUCCUGCUUUCAUAAUCUUCAUUAAUCCAUUUACCGCAGUUCCGAUCUUAAUCUUUUGUUUAACAGCCACUGGUUUCUUGACUUUCAUUUGUAGUUGCAAAUUUAUUAACUUUCGUUUCUGCAAAAGGAGUUUGUGUCCAAUAAAUUUCCUGUGUGAGAUACUCAUUUUCCCUCUAUUUCUUCAUUUUUCCUGAUGUAAUCCAAUCAUAAAGGGCACCUAUGCUUCCACAUUUUCGCUCAGGUUGUAUUUAGAGGAGACUUAAUAUAAUUGAUCUUUUUUUAAAAAAAAAAAAAAGACGAAAACAAAUAACCUCUUUUUACCCACCUUUCUAUCUUCCUUCCUAGGUUAAAUCGCCUCACAAAAGACUUUGAUGUAAUAGUGGGGGCGUUGAAAAAAUCAACGACUGAGCUGAUGGAAAUUAGCGAAGACAAAGCUAAAGUCCGAAGAUCUCCAAACAAACCUUUGCCGGAAGUGACGGAGCAAUAUAAGAACGCGGUUAAAAGCAGAUCUGUGUAUAUUGUAAGUGGGAACGAUAAUGUGUUUUAAUGCACCUGGAUUUCAAACGUUUUAGUUUGGGGGACCCCAGUCCUGUAUGAAAAUUUCUUUGCCAUUACCGAGGACACCCUGAGUGUUGCAAAGGAUUCUGGGAAGCAUAUUGUAGGCCCUGGGCUUCACUAGGCUCAGUGAAUUGAAAAUGCACUCUUCCCCAGGGAAGAUCUACAGUGGUACCUUGAUUGUCAAGCUUAAUCUCUUCUGGAAGUUCAUUCAAAAACCAAAGCGUUCCAAAACCAAGGCGCACUUUCUCAUAGAAAGUAAUGCAAAAUGGAUUAAUCCGUUCGAGAUUUCUAAAAACAACCCUUGAAACAGCAAUUUAACAUGAAUUUUACUAUUUUAACGAGACCACUGAUCCAUAAAACGAAAGCAAUAAACAGUGUACUGCAGUCACACAAUCAAGCCAUCAGUAGCUGAACUGGGUUCCACACAGUCAGAAAAACAAAACAAAAGGAGCCGCAAAAAUGCAAAAUAAAUAGCACAAACAGACAGACCUCAGCUUAACACUCAAAAUGGAAGUGUGGCACUCAAGUCAGAAGCGUAACACUCAAAACGGAGCACAUUCAGCUUCCGAAAAAAGUUCUCAAACCGGAACACUUACUUCCGGGUUUGCAAUGUUUGGGUUCCAAGUUGUUUGAGUACCAAGGCGUUUGAGAACCAAGGUACCACUGUACUAUGAAAAUGAUGAAGCUGAGCCUUCAGGGCCCCUAAUCCCAGAGGAGCCUCAGAAACGACUUUAGCCCACAAUGCUUAAAAAAAGCUGGGUCUAGUCAACGCAAGCUGAGUCGCACGACUCAAAUUGAUUAUUUUUUGGUUGUAUAUAUUUCAGGGUGGAUUUGAUUUACAUCACAUAAAUUUAAAUCAUUUUUUUUUUUUUUUUACAGAAAGACUCAUUCUUUCUGGUAUAAUCUUAAUAUUUACAACCAAAUGAAGUUUUCAUUUUUGGAAUAAUAAAUUUUCAGAGUAGUUUUUGCAGUUGUAUCAAAAAUGGCUGAUUUGGUUAUACUAUUAGAAAUACAGAGAUUAUUGUGAGGUUUAAUAAGUUAACUGUUUAUAUUUGGACAGCUGUUCUGCUGUACUUUAUUGGAAGGAGAAAAAUAAUCAUUUCCUUAAUAACGAUUUAAACAAUUUAUUUAACUAAAACAAUAACAUGUUUGUUAACUGAUGUGGUUAAACAUUAAAAAAACACACACCUUAGACUGAGUUUUAGCACACAGGAAAAACUUAAAACAAAUCCUUAUUUCUUGAUGAAUAGUCUUUGGACUGCAAUGUAACUUAAAUAGAAAACGAUAUUUAGAAAGAUUUCCCCCCGAAAAGCAUUUUAUUUUAAAAAUCCGAUUUGAAUUAAAAAAAACCUCUGAUUUAAAUAAAAAAAUCAGUUUUUUAUUUUUUUAAAAAUCAUUGAUUUUUAUCCAUUGUGCCCCAUAUUAUGUUGCCUGGUAAUGAGCAGUUCAGCUUAAGUUGGCUAAUUCUGCUUGACAUUCAAUUUUUGCUCGUCGUGAGGGAGGCUCUCAAAUAUCGUUCUUUACUGCUACCCAUCCUGCUUAUGGGUAUUGUUCACAAACAAGACUACGCCCGUGUAAAUACCCUAAACGUCCCCAUAUAGGUGUUUGCAUAAAUGUGUCUCUGAAUAUGAAGUCACUGACCGAAUCCUCGAUUUUCAGAAAGGUUUUCCACAGGAUGCAACCCUUGAUGAUAUCAAGGAAUGGCUAGACUGUAAAGGAAAAGUUGAAAACAUUCAGAUGCGGAAAACCAUUCAGAAAAUGUUCAAGGUAACUCCUUUUCCUCAAAGCUCUUUUCAAUUAUUAUUUUUUCCUGUGGGAAUAUUCCACCGAUCUAAAUUAAAACACCCUCCUUUCUUACCUCCUUCAGGGAUCAGUAUUUGCAGUUUUUGACAGCGUCGAAUCUGCCAAACAGUUCGUUGAAACUCCAAACCAAAAAUACAAGGACACGGAGCUUAUUGUACUUUUCAGGUGAGUUAUGUACUUGAUAUCGUAAUGCUUUGGACUUAUAGAUUGUUACUAGUCACCCAGUGUGUUACUAUUAGUAUUCAAAGCCCUUAACAACAUGGGACCAGUUUACCUGCAAGAUCGCCUUGCCCAUAUAUGCCCACUUGACCUCUUUGAUUUGCGGAGCUGUCGCAGAAUACCUGAUCCACAUUUGUCAAAAAUUGGAUCUCUUAGUGUAAUGGCAUCUAAACUUUAGAACUCCUUACCUGUUGACACCAGGCAGGCCUUUUCACUGUACCCAUUUUGGCGCCUGCUAAAAACACUCUUGUUUAUACGAGCUUAUCCAGGUAUGUAGAGUAUUGCAAGUUUUAAUCUGUUUUUAGUUUAUUGCUGAUUUUAUUUUUAUUAAAAAUAAAAACUUUAAAUGGUUGUACUUAACCAAUUUAUUGGUUUUAUUCUUUUUGCAAACUGCAAACUACUGAGAGCCAGCAGACAGCAAAAUACAUUAGUAUCAGAAGAGAGCAGCAAAAGAGUCAGAUAGGAAGAUGAUUGCGUGACUGGCCUUUUACAGGCACUCACAGAGUCAUGCCCAUCUACCUGGUCACACUCGGGGAUGAUGCUCUAGACAGGUGUGACAGGAAGUCCUCCUGGCUGGAGUAACACCCACCCCUGUCUGUGUCCACUCUGGGCAAACAGGAAGUGUUGUACUUGACUGCUUAUGUUACAUCCCACACCAAGUUGUAAAGGCAAGCUUUGAGAGCCUUGGCGAAGGAGCCUACGAUCAAGGCUGGAGUGGACCUUUGCUUGUAAGUCUCUUGGCAGACGCUUUUGGGUGUGCUGCGCUCUAGUCCAUUACACCAAGUGCUAGAAAAUGGGUCUAGGGGGGUCUUCUGCCUUGCUCUGCCUGCCUGCCCUCUAGCAUCAUAGAAUCGUAGAACUGGGAGGAAUCUUAGCUAUAAAGCAUCUAUGACAGAUGGCCAUCCAACCCUCCAAGGAAGGAGAGUCCACAACCUCCCGAUGGAGAUCUUUCCACUGGCAAUGGUAGCGAUUUCUUGCAGUCUGAGGAACAAAGCACAGUGGGGAGAAGAGUCUCAUCGUGCUUUGAGGGGGAAACAGAUGGCCAGUUUUAAUAAGAGCUGAUUAUUUUUUUCUUGAACCAAAGCCAGUUUUUCUGUCAAUGCUAAUUGGUCACCAUUGUCUAUAGCAGUACCAAGGCAGCGAUUAGCUUGCUUCAAAGAACAGCCAGGCAUCUUAAGGGUGGCUUUCAUAUUCCUUUCCGUUGCACAGAGUACCCCUAAAUUGGCUCGCUUAAUUGAAUUAUAUAUUCCGUGCAGGGAUGAUUACUUUGCGAAGAAGAAUGACGAGAAAAAAAGGAACAGAUUGGAAGCGAAAGCAAAGGCCAAGCAGUAAGCGGAGACUUUUUAACCUCACAAUUAUCAUCUCCUCUUUGUUUGCCAGCAGUGCGCUCUGCUUAACUUCACAACCCUUUUUCUUAUUUUUUUUCGUCACAGGGAGAAAGAGGAGAAACAGAAGCAAGCGGAAGAUGCGGAAAUGGUACAUGCUCCUUGAUUUCACUGACAAAACUGUGUAAUCCACAGUGCCUCUGUUUCCCCUGUGUAAUUUAGAAGGAUAAGGUGGAAGAAUAAAGACUUGGAAAGCAAUUAGCUAAGACCAGCUUGAGUCUUCUCUCCUGGACCUGAUAAGAACAAUAAAACAAACAGGAAAUUUCCCCCUGGGUUCUCCAAAACACACGACGCUGUUUAGUAAUUAAAGGUAAAGGGACCCCUGACCAUUAGGUCCAGUCGUGGCCGACUCUGGGAUUGCGGUGCUCAUCUCGCUUUACUGGCCGAGGGAGCCGGCGUACAGCUUCCGGGUCAUGUGGCCAGCAUGACUAAGCCGCUUCUGGAGAACCAGAGCAGCGCACGGAAACGCCGUUUACCUUCCUGCCGGAGUGGUACCUAUUUAUCUACUUGCACUUUGACGUGCUUUUGAACUGCUAGGUUGGCAGGAGCAGGGACCGAGCAACGGGAGCUCACCCCGUACGCACUUGAUUUCUUACAUAUACUGGGACUGAGCCAGUAGUCGGCCCCAACGUCCGUUUUCAGUGCGAAGGCUCAAUCCUAGAGCAUAUGAAGUAAGUAGGAAAUGCCCCUGAGAAGGUACAGAGUGCAUUUUUAUCCCAGAUAUGAGUAACUGGCUGUGGACUGGGACUAGCUGUAAGGAGGGUUUGCACAGGAACCUGAACCUUGACAACAUUUCUUCUGCUGAUAAUUCCCUGUACGGGACAGCUGCAUAUGCCUUCAUUGCAGAGGGUUGGACUAGAUGAUUCUCAGGGUCCCUUCCAACUCUACAGUUCUCUGAUUCUUCUAGAAAUUAAAUCCGGAGUGCCUCAUUUAUAAGGGCUGUUUGCCUAGUGCUGCUGGAGAUACAGGAGACCUAGAAAGCAGUUCUGCUCCUUUUUAUGUCAUUAGGUCAGCCUUGUAUUUAACACCUUGCGGGGUAGACAAAAAUCACCUGGAAUUUCAUUCCGACAAAGGGGCUGGCUGGAGGAGAAAGGGCCUUCUCUUUCAGUCCACUUGGUAGAAGGGUUUUUUUUUUUAAUUUAAAAAGGUAGUCAGCAUUUUCAUGCUAGUCGCAAACUUAAUCAGCCAAGGCUCCAUUUAGGCCAUACAGUGGAAAAGGCUGUUCUGACCCAGAUGGGAGAGAAUUGAGGUUUGUAAGAGUUGUGUGGAUAAGGCUAAAGGCAACGGUACUGUUUGGUUUCAAGCUUCUUCCAAAAUAGUCUUUCGGAGACUUAAAACUCAAUUGCCAAAGUGCAUCUGGGAUUGUAAUACCCCCUUUUAUUAAUUUUCAAUUGCAAACCAAUAAUAGCCUCAUUAUAACAAUGCCAAAUUAUAAUACAAUGAAUAAUAACAAUCAUUGAGAUGCCAAAUUAUACAAUUUAGAUGGCCCUCUACGUGCUAGAAUUGGUUUAGUGAUUUACUUUGUUUCUGUGCUCCAGAAUCUUACAAAUUUCAAUUACGCUCCAAUCAGACUGGAGUGUAAUAGUCCUCCUCCUGCCAGUGUCCUGUGCUAAAGUAGUUUUCCUGGAAGAAGGAGCCCCCCCCCCCAAAUUCCAGAUUUAAUGUGAUCAUGGGUACCUUUGUGUUACAUGGGUUGUGGGGGGGGGAGAUGAGCAAUGCCAAAUAAAUUCACAUUCUUGAAGUUGUGGUUGGAAGACUUUGAGCGUACAGUGGUGCCUCGCAAGACGAAAUUAAUCCGUUCCGCGAGAGUCUUCGUCUAGCGGUUUUUUCGUCUUGCGAAGCAAGCCCAUUGACAGAUUAGCGCUAUUAGCGCUAUUAGCGGUUUAGCGGCUAUUAAAGGCUUAAAGGCUUAGGGGAUUAGCUGCUAAAAGGCUAUUAAAGGCUAUUAAAGGCUUAGCAGAUUAGAUAAAGGGGGGGGGGAAGCGAAAAAAAAUCUCAAGACUCGCAAGGUAUUUUCGUCUUGCGAAGCCAGCCCAUAGGGGAAUUUGUCCUGCGAAGCAACUUCAAAACGGAAAACCCUUUCGUCUAGCGGUUUUUCCGUCUUGCGAGGCAUUCGUCUUGCGGGGCACCACUGUAUUGGUUUUGUGAUGGUACCACCAUAUACUGCAGGAAGGUGUGAUCAAGGGUACUCUUGUCUUAACCGAGGUUAGAUCGCUGGAGCAUGCUUGGGAAACUGAACCUUAGAGUAAAGCAGCACAUAGCUUGAAGCAUGCAACUCAAAAUGCGACGGCUAUCACGAGCCACCAGCAGCCCUAUGCAGCCAACAGCACUGAAGGAAUGUCCCAAUUCAGGCAUUCUCUUUCAUGACAUCAUAAUCACAUGGUGGAAGGGGGUGGAGCUGUGUUGGUUGGGGAAUGGGUCCUCCCAAAGUGUGGAUGGCGGUGGGGGGGGGGUGCAGGGCCAUGGAGCCAGCUGAGGAGUGUGGAGGUACAGUGCUGUGGCCCCCCACCCUUCCGCCUUGUGAUUAUGGUAGCAUGAGAAUCUCUGAAUGGGGCCAUUUUAACAGCCAGGAACUUGGGAACUCGCCAAUGGUCUUAUCUACAAGCUUGAUCCUCCACCCAUCCACCUUGGAACGUUCCAAGUUUGUGUACAUCUCAUUGCCCAAGUGCUGGGAAGCUUUAAAACCCAUCUCUUGCUUGAAGUCUUGUUCAAUCCUGCUGGGGUAUAAAUGUCUGUCCUGUCUAAUGGAAUCUUUUCCCUCCCCUUUUGUAAAUGAAAGAAAUCUCUGGAGGAGAAGCAAGGCUGCUUGCUGAAGUUCUUUGGAGACCUGGAAGAUCAGACUUGCCGAGAAGACCUCCAUGCCCUCUUUUCUGGCCAUGGCGAAAUUAAAUGGAUAGACUUUGUCAGAGGUGCCAAAGAGGUCAGACCCGGGGCGCUGAUGCAACAAAAUGGGGCACUGUUUUCAGGUUUUGCUGCGCUCGCUGCCCGAUACGACGGUGGUUCUCUUCGAAACGUAUACACCAGGGACGUCCAACUCCCCAGAGACUGCGAUCUACUCACAGAAUAAAAAUCUGGCAGUGAUCCAGCCCUUCAGGUCAAAGUUGUGGAGCUUUUCUUAGGGAGGAAAGACAAAGUUGUGGAGCUUUUUUUAAGAGGGGGAGGUAAAAAAAUGUUGAGCUUUCUUUAGGGGAGAAAGGAAAAAGUCGCUCACCAAAAGAUUGCUCAGUAAACAAUCAGCCUCACAGCAAAAACUCCGUCUUCCAUUCUAGCGAUCAUGCGCAAAUGGAAGAGGGGGCGAGGCCAGCUGCUUUUUUCCCCCAGCAAAGGAAAACAAGCCAGCAAUCAACUGCAGUCGACCUUAACCUCCCAGGGAUCGACCAGUAGAUCGCAGUCGAUCGGUUGGACAUCCCUGGUAUAUACAAUCUAUUACUGAAAAUCAGAAUGGAAAACUUGGCAGAAACGUUUGAUUCCUCCUAUCCAAGGCGCACUUGUAAAAACAGGAAGCAUAAAUUUCAUUCUCGUUUGCUAGACAGAAUGCUGUGAUUACUUCGCUGUAUUCUUCUAAGCGGCAAAUUAAUAGGUAGAGGUAAAACUCUGCAUUGUGGUGAAUAACUAACAAUGGGUUUCAACCCUAGGAGACCUGUGGCCUGCCUUAAAAUGUUCUGCACUCCCGCCAGCCCCAGCUGGUGGUCACAAGUGAUGGAGGUUGUAGUCCGAACAGCACCUAAAGGGUGUCUGCUUUUCCCAUCCCUCCCUUAAACAAAUUGGGUGGUAUUUCAACUAAGAUUUACUCAGAGUACACCCAUUGAAAUUAAUGAGCGUGACCAAGUUAGGUCCAUAAAUUUCAAUGGUUCAACUCUUGAGUAAUACCUCCCACAGAUUUGCCACACGAGCGAUGUCCCAGGAACCAGAGCUAGUAUAAAACACCCCAGGAAACUCUGGCAGCUACUAGCUGAAGGAGCCACAGCUAGCUUUGGAAGGACUGCUUUAUGCUCAUAAGCUACUGGAACUGGUCGAUUCCCCUCUGUAGUCUGCUAUAGCAUCUUCGCCUGGGAAAGAGAGAAUAGCUAAAGGGCAGAGUUGUGGGUAGUGACCCAUGUGCUGCUUUAGGAACAUAGAAAGCAGUAUUGUCUCUAUUGACCGGUAGCAGUUAUCUGGGAUUUCAGACAGAAAUGUCUCCCAGGCCUAGCUGGAGAUGGCAGGGAUUAAACCUGGGACCUUCUGUGGGCAAAAUCGAUGCUCCAGCACCAAGCCACUGUUCUUUGGGUCAUAAGUUUAUCCUGUCCGGCUUAGGCCUCAAAUGAAAAGAACAGCAACUAAUGCCAGUACAGUCGUACCUUGGAAGUCGAGCACCUUUGAACUUGAAUGUUCCGGCUCCCAAAGGAUUGAAAACCAGAAGUGAUUGUUCCAGUUUUCGAACGAUUUUCGGAAGCCAAAUGUCCGGCGCGGCUUCCGAUUGGCUGCAGGAAGCUCCUGCAGCCAAUCGGAAGCCACGCCUUGGUUUUCGAACUGUUCUGGGAGUCAAACGGACUCCUGGAACGGAUUAAAUUAAAAAACCAAGGUACGACUGUGGUACCUUGUUAUGUACUUAAUUUGUUCCAGAGGUCUGUUCUUAACCUGAAACCGUUCUUAACCUGAGGUACUUUAGCUUAAUGGGGCCUGCUGCACCACUAGCAUUCAAUUUCAGUUCUCAUGCUGAGGUAAAGUUCUUAACCCGAGGUACUACUUCCUUGUUAGCAGAGUUUGUAACCCAAGGUGUUUGUAACCCGAGGCACCACUGUAGUAGCUUAUCUCAAUUUUUCACAAUAAUAAACACAUGCUUUUUCAUAAAAGCACGAGUUUUACGCCAGGUGCAUAAUGACUUUCAGAUAUGGAGACACCGAUGAGCACAAUAUAAAACAGAGUAAAACUGUAAUGUAAUACAGUGCUACCUCAGGUUACAUACGCUUCAGGUUACAGACUCCACUCACCCAGAAAUGGUGCUUCAGGUUAAGAACUUUGCUUCAGGAUGAGAACAGAAAUCGUGCUCCGGCGGCAGCAGGAGGCCCCAUUAGCUAAAGUGGUGCUUCAGGUUAAGAACAGUUUCAGGUUAAGUACGGACCUCCGGAACAAAUUAAGUACUUAACCUGAGGCACCACUGUAAUUAUAUAAGUACCUAAUACCACUUAACCUCUGUCCGAGUUGUAUUGCAUGUGGCCAAUACAGACCUAAUACCUCAAAUACCGCUUGUGUUUGUGCACACCUAUACGAUGUCAGGAUUUAUUUGUAUAGUUGUUCAAGGCUUUGACCUUUUUAAAAGAGCUAUGGUCUUGUAUCUGUGCACUGUGUUCGUGCCACACCCCAGUAGAACCAUUCUUGCAUCGGCUACUACGUGCACACACACGUUAUAUGCCACCACAUGCCCCGAUAUCUGUGAGCUCUCGUGAUAGAUGAGUCUGCGCAUGGUGUGAAUUUGGUGCUUUUCCGAAGAAGUGCAUGACAUGCCAGCUAUGUUGCUGCAGCGCUAAAAACGAAAUAGGAGUACUUAACAGUGGGCUGCCUUAAGAGGGCUCAGAUGAGUGAUCAGUUAUGUUCCUGGGCAACUGGUGUCAAAUACAGUCAUACCUCAUGUUAGGGCCACUUCAGGUUACGUGUUUUUGGGUUGUGGACCACGAGAAACCUGGAAGUACCGGAAUAGGUUACUUUCGGGUUUCACCGCUCACGCAUGUGCAGAAGCGCCAAAUCGCACCUGCGCAGAUGCAGCGCUUCAGGAUGCGAACGCUGCGGGUUGCAGACGUGCCUCCAUCACGGAUUAUAUCCGCAACCUGGGGUUCUACUGUAAACUGUUCCAACAAACCUAGUUUAGGCCGGGGUCUCGUGGGAGUGCUUGGCCUGCGUGGUCCUUACCGCUGCAUCCGUUACGACUCGGCGGCAAAUUUUAGCUAUCGAAUCGCCACCUUGUCUGUCUCUUCUGACCGCAGGGAAGCCAUAGAAAGAAAAUGUCUGAGCGAACGGUUGUGUAUUGAGAUAACAAACUUGCGUUUCUGCACACAGGGAAUCAUCCUGUUCAAGAGCAGCGCCAAAGAAGCGCUGGAUAAAGCCCAGGCGGCAAAUGACGGGAGCCUGCAGCUGCGAGGCAGAGAGGUGACGUGGGACGUGCUGGAAGGAGACGUGGCGAGAGAAGCGCUCAAGAAAAUCAUGGAGGGGCAGCAAGAACUGUUGAACAAAAAGAAAGGAAAAGGUGACGUUUUGCCUUGAUUUUGUCUUCUUCUUUCAUUUAGUUUACCUUCUUGGAAGCCUUAUUAUGUGGAUAGCCGGUGUUGAGCAAAGCAGUGGGCUGCUCUUCUCAAGUAGGGUCCUGGUCUGGGGAUCUGCAGAGCAAACGUUUCUAGACUCUUCGGUAGCUCACAGAAGCUAUGUAAGGACACAAAGAUGAGUCUGGCUGGAUCAGACCAGGGAGCUAUCUUGUCCGGAAAUGGUUUAAUGCAGUGGUGGACCAGUUGCCUUUGGGAAACCUGCAAGCCAGACAUGAGGCCUAGGCCAGUGCCAGAAUAGCUCACUUGGUAGAGCAUGACUCUCUUGAUCUCAGGGUUGUGUGUUUGAGCUUCAUGUUGAGCAAAGCAUACCUGCAUUGCAAUGGGUUGGUCUAGGUGACUCCUGUGGUCCCGAUUCUAGGAAUGCUGGAAGAGCAGCAGUGGGGGUGGGGCUUUGGAGGGGACUGCAAAACUGGUGGUGAACUGGACUGUGCAGCAGAGGGGAAAGCCUAUGAAAUAAGAUCAUGCUGGGGCAGUGAGAGCGCGCUGGGGAUGUAAUCCGAAUUCUGCAACUGAUUCGCACACCUCAUUGCUCGUGGUUGGAUGGGCAGACUAACUCUCAGCACCGUGCGUGGAGGGGAUGCACGAGUUCUGCUGGCGGGGUUUGAUCUAUGAAGGCUUACCCGCACAUACCGGCAAAAUGCUUGGGGAGCGCUGCACAUGAAUAUGCUUUGUAGAAGGGUCCAGGGUUCAAGUUCUGGGCAAGGCAGGGCAAAAGUGGAAAACCGCUGCCUGUCAACAUUUGGCUUAGAUAGUUGAGGUUGCAGUUUUCUUAUCCUCUUGAGAUGCGUUGCAGGAAGCCCCUAAAGCUGAAUAUUAAGCGGCCUAAGACGUGCCUAUUCUUGCCUAACAGGCCGCAAAGGUAAAGGAAAAGGUGGCAAGGGACCUCAAGGUGCGCAGGACAGGAAAGUGAAAUUCCAAGGCAAGAAAACGAAGUUUGAGAGUGAAGAUGAAGAAGAGGGGGAAGACGAAAGUGCGACAGGUGAGCGCUUUUCUUUAUUAGAACAAGAUUCUGAAUGCAUGCAUUGGGUUUAGUAUCACAUCCUCUUAAUACUGGCUGGGGUUUUUCCUGGUAUCAAAUGCAGCUUCCCACUGCAGAAUAAAAGGGCUAGGUAAGGAAUAAGCCUCAGCAACUCAAGUCUCACAUACUUUAGGUUGAAUGUCUUUGCAGAAUGGUUUACCCGGAACAGGCAAAAAUAGUGCUGUGCAACAGAGGCUCCAGCCAACCUGAUCUUUCAAGGAGCCUUGGCAGGGCAAGUAAUAAAAAGGCGGUGUUAAUCUCCACGAAAAAGCCAGAAGGCCAGUAAGAUUGGUUGGCAACUCAUAGCUCAACGCCAAAAUACAUUCCCAGCACACUGAGCUGUGUUUACCAUCCAGCUUGUUCAGGCUUUUGCUGCUGGGGGGAAAUGGCUGAUCAGUCAAAAUAGGCUCGGAGGCCUCUGUUACUUCAAAAUAGUCACUUUACAGCUGAAUCUGUUUCACCUUGAACAGCUUCAGGUCCAAGGGGAGAAUGGCUGUCUGAGGGUCACAAGCAUUCCUCGAUAUUCUUCCAUCCAAAUACGUAGCGUAAGCAUUUGAUGUUGUUCUGAGAGAGGCACCAAGGACGGUUGCACAAAAAGUUUCAGUAAUACUUGCUUUAUUGGCAGAGGUAUGGAUCUGGCUGUUUCAUAGAUCAAAUACUGAGUUAACUCUUGGACGUUUUUAGGGGCGGCGAGUCCAAAGAAAAGACCACUGGAAGAGGCUGAGAAGGAAGAGCCUGCCCGCAAACAGCUGAAGACAGAAAAUGGAGCUGGAGAUACAGAAUAG